Molecule: messenger RNA, 354 nt
Organism: Truncatella angustata
Lineage: Eukaryota; Fungi; Ascomycota; Sordariomycetes; Amphisphaeriales; Sporocadaceae
Product: splicing factor 3B subunit 10-domain-containing protein
Exons: 2
Coding region: 1-354 (117 amino acids)
Biological process (GO): mRNA splicing, via spliceosome
Cellular component (GO): U2 snRNP; precatalytic spliceosome
Source: RefSeq, a predicted model, not a curated record
AUGGAGCAGCGCUUGGAAAGUCGCGACAAGAGCAUAGCAAUCCUACUCAAACAGCCAACACACACGCACAACAUCUCUCUACAAGAAGCAGCUACGACCUCAGCCGACAAACUGCGCACCCAACAAGAACUCGAGCGCCUGCAGGCCAAGUACAUCGGAACGGGCCACCCAGACACAAGCUCGUGGGAGUGGCGGACCAACAUCUCGCGCGACACCUACAGCAGCAUUGUGGGCCACCCGCCGAUACUCGCGUACCACGCGCUGGCUAUGGGUGAACCCGCCGCAAAGGUGCGCGCCCAGUACAUCAGAAAGAUGGUGCAGCCGUGCGGACCGCCGCCGCCGCGAGAGGAAUGA